GGCGGGUUUUUUCCUCAGACUGAAAAGGGGGUGGAAAAAAGAAAAAGAAAGCCUUUCUGUCCCCAAGGACUGGUUUGAAUUGCUUUUCCUCUGGAGUAGCUGUGAUUCAGCGUCCCCCUUAGCAGCAAGCAUGAGCAAGGCAGAAGACGAGGGAAAAAAACGCGAAUGAAUCAGAUCAAAAGACCUUGAGAAGGUGGAUUAAAAAGGCAGGUAAAUCCAAAAGAGAGACCAGUGUGGACAGCAGUGGAAACAAACAGGAAGUGAUACCUGAAGAUGAACCAUCCUGGAAUGAUGCUGCUCUUACCUGUGUAUCUGCUGGUACAGACAGAAUGUAGCUCCGUGAAUGCUGAGGUGAAGUUCAGCUAGUGCCCGAUGCAGUGAAAUCACUCCAGACAACUGCUCCCUAAAGAGACCAACAAUAACACAUUCAAGAAAAGAGCUGCAGACAGAGGCCUGGAAGAGAUCAUGCAAGGCUGAGAUUGGGCAACCAGGCAAGAGGAAAGAAAAGAGACUUCCGUUUUAGCCAAGGUGAAAGACACACAAGACAUCCAGGAAGCUUCAGAGGCCCCAAAGGGUGAAGUUCACAAGCAGGAAAAAGACCCAGAAGCAGCAGAGCAGUAAGAAUGGCACAGACGGGGAGAGCAGUGUUUCUGAGUCCUAUGGGGAUCAUGAUGGGGGUACCUGACCUCAUUUAAAAAUAAUAAAUUACUGAGUACCUAGGAAGUAAUUAGAACUCCAACGGGUCCCGCAGAUUUUCUAAAAAUAAUGAAUCAGCGCAUCUAUUUCCUCAACCACCAUCCUGUCACUGAGUGAUGGGAAGACUCUGCUGGACAGCUCUCUGCCACCUGAGACCUGGGAAAGAACAUAAACUCAGAGCUCCCCCGAUGAGACAUCUAUCUUCAGUGCAUUUUUUCUCCACGAAGACAGACUCGCACACCACAUCACUGCCAUUGUCACAGUCGUUAUCCUCUGACCUGUCUCUUGGCUACUAUCUGUCCAGUCCUCAGUUUAGCAGAGCAACUGUAUCCACAAUGGCACCACUGGCUUCAAAAUCUACUUUCAUGAGCUCUUCCCGAACAGACAACCGUCUCGGAAACAGCUGCUCAUUACUUUCAAAGAACCUGACCCUUGACUAUGAGUUACCUGUGUCUGGAGAUGGAGAGGAUUAUUUCCUCUCUUUGUUUGGUGAUUCCAAGAAACUUACUUCACCCUCAGGCUAUGCCAAGGAUCCUUACAAACACUUCUCUACAAUUCUUGAAGAAGUUGGUAAAUCUACAUCCAGUUCUCUUGGAGACAUUAAGAUAGCUGAAGUGAAUGUCAAGGGUUUGUUUGUGAAGCUCCUUAACUCUUCCCUCGACAAAGAAGUGGCGAUUGGAAAUCAUAUUCUCCAGCAAAAUGUGAAAGGAAAAGCAGUUUCUCUGUACCGAUUCCUCCCAAAUGUCAUAAUGCGGGCCGGCUCCACAGUUACGGUGUGGGCAGCAGCACCCAAAGGAAAGCAUCAGCCACCAUCUGACUUUCUUUGGAAGGAACAAAGCACUUUCAGAGCAAGUCCAGAUUGUACAACAAUCCUGUGCAAACCCAGUGGUGAAGCUAUUGCCUGGUACACCCCUAUUCACUGGAAGCAAGUGUGGGAAAAAUUAGAGACCGACACUGAAUUUAACAGAAGUUCAGUAGUAUCACCUGCAUUCCGAAGGCACAUGUUUUUGUGGACAGCAUCUUCAAACACAGUAAAUAAAGAAAACCAGGAUCGAACUAAAGAAGAUGCCUCAAAAUGUGACCAAAAACAAGUGCGACUUCUUAAGAGAGAAAAGGAAAUGCCACCGAGCCUUUUCCCCGACCACAGUCCUUGGUGCAGCAGUCCCUGUGCACCUGCACAUCCCUACUGUCCCCUGAUUAGACCGUGUGACAGAUGCAUUUCUACUAGAAGCAGCUCCAGUAGACAGCCCCGGUCUCAGGCAAGCAGGGCUGAUCCAGCCCCUGAGACCAAGAAAGAGAAAGAAAUGUAAACUACAAAAGAAACAGGCAAUCCAAUCAACCUUUAAAAGUGAAGAUACACCAGCAGUCGGCUGGAGUUCAAGGCCAGCUAUUUCAUUAACAUCCAGAAAGAGCUCUGGGGUACCUCAGUCAAUUAUCUCCUCCAUUUCUCUUUCAUAAAUGCAUUUGACUUUGCUUCUCGAUAUGCUAGAGAGCGAUACUAAUCAAAGAUUUGUUACUGAGCAGUUUCACUGCAUAAGCUGGGAGCUUGUUAGAAAUCUGUUGUCUUAGAGCACGCCCACCCUAGACCUACUGACUAGGAUCCAUAUUUUACUUCUGUCCCUGGGUGGUUAGUGUGCACAUCAAAGUUAGAGAAGCACAGUCUAGAGUAAUCAGUGUUACUAUGUUCACAGAAUAUUCACAGACACUUGUUAAUUAAGGUCUGUAUUCAAGCAGCUCUGUUGGUUCAGCCCUGGGGGAGUUGGAUGACCCUAUAUCCUCAGAAGAAAAAGCAAAAUCAUUUCAUAGCGCAAAAGUAAAAAGAAAAGAAUGGCAUUAAUUCUGAACUUGAACUAUUCAUGAAAAAUUUAAGAGCAACUUUUAUGUUUCUACUUACUUUCACAUCUCCCUAAAACAAGAUUCCUUUGUUGCAUAUCUUAAAUGUAAGUACUUCUAAUUUACAUGA
Fukomys damarensis (Damara mole-rat) is the source of this 2659-nucleotide messenger RNA. It is a transcript of the gene Lmntd1, whose product is annotated as lamin tail domain containing 1. The record is from RefSeq and is a predicted model, not a curated record. Lineage: Eukaryota; Metazoa; Chordata; Mammalia; Rodentia; Bathyergidae. The transcript is spliced from 13 exons. The coding region runs from base 813 to 2006 and encodes 397 amino acids. Gene Ontology annotation, cellular component: nuclear envelope; cytoplasm.